Messenger RNA from Drosophila miranda, 565 nucleotides. RefSeq lists its product as uncharacterized. NCBI's taxonomy places the organism in Eukaryota, Metazoa, Arthropoda, Insecta, Diptera, Drosophilidae. The record is from RefSeq and is a predicted model, not a curated record. The transcript has a single exon. Bases 1 to 405 code for a protein of 134 amino acids.
AUGAAGAAGAAGGACUGGAAGAAGUUCUACCACUGGGCGACGACGAAGGCCGCACCCCAGGAGCCGCCCCAUCGUGACAGGGGACGUCCCUUCCAGCCUCCCUCCGUGCCCUGCUGCUUCCAGCACAAUGAAGUCGAGGCCGACUUCUGGUCCCAGCUCCGAUUCCCCGUUCGCAAGGAAGCUCUCAAGGGCCAAGCCUCUCCGCGAAUCAUCGAUCUGGCCAGGCCCCGCACCCUGCCACCAACUCCGCAUCGCCCGAUUCCGCCGAAAACCCCGGCCCCGCUGGAUGUGCCGCCACCAAAGCGGAAAAAGUUCACGCCCCAAGGCUGGCGCCUCCACCAGAUACGCCUGACCUAUCUGUCCCAACCCAUGAACAGGGGGCACUACGAAUACUUUUAUCUGUGAGCAGAGGCGUGCCCCCUUUCCUUAGUUUGCAUUGGAUUAAAUUUUUAAUAGUGUUUUACUUUUAAGAAUGAGCUUAGAGAUGAGCUUCAGAUGACAGAUCCAGUGUCUCAGAGAUUAUUUUUAUGGCCUAUUGACCUUUUCUUCAAUGAAAUAAAUGUAU